UCUAGAUCUAUAUCUAGAUCUAUAUUCUAUAUAUAUACAUAUAGACUCUAGAUUUUAUUCUGCAAGAUUAUCUAGAUCUACUCAUGAUGAUGAUAUAUAUUAAUAUAUAGAUCUAAAUCUAUAGAGAAGAAGUAGUAAAUUGUAAAAUCACUCUGAACUAUUAAACCAUUUUAUGAGAUUUGAGAGAAAUGUAGUUACAACUACAACUAGCUUGAUGGAAAAACUUCAACAGUGCAUUUGAAGACUGCUAAAACAAAAAGGCUUCAAGAAUGGAUUUAGUUCAGUAUAACCCAAUCUUUGCUGACCAUCAGAUCAGGAAAUACAAGGGAACAUGUCUGACUUGCAACAAAGAGAGUUACACUGUGAAGAAGUGUACUAGAUGCUGGGUGGCUAAAUACUGUGAUAGAGUCUGUCAAAGUAAAGACUUCAAGAGCCAUAAAGAUGUUUGUGUUAGGAUCUCUUUAUUUGAAAAAGCUAAAGACAAGAUUGACCCAGAGCUGAGAGAUUUGAUGUUUCAGAGAGCUGGGUACCUUGGUCUUUCAUGUUUUCUGGGUAGUUUGCCAGACAGGACAAUCUAUGAACUUCUUGGUCAACGUGUGGCUGUGAUUGUCCAGAUACUGGAAGUGUCAGUGCUUGAAACGUCCAUAACAGUCAGAGUGCGAGAUGUCAGCAAUGCUGAGGCACAUAUGAUUUUUUGCAUCAAAGAUCCACUUCAAGUGCUGAACAUUCUACUUCUAGUGUACGUGGCUCAGUUCAUCCUUCUGCUAAAUGUACCAUUGAGAUGCCAUUCGUUGAUGAACAAAGUGAAUGAUAUUAUAAUUAUACACACUAACCAAGUUAGCUUCAUCACAUAGUUAGUCUUAGUGAGCGCUUGUUACAUAUGCAUAUAUUUAUUUAUUUAUUGUUUUUCUUGUCUAUUUUAUUCUGCAUUGUCUCAUGUGACACAGAGUUAUUACAGAUCUCCACAGAGUUAUUUUAAAGGAAAUAGUUUUUAACUGAAAAUUCUUGUGAUUUAGAUAUUUAUAACAUAUCAAAAACAAAGUGUUAAAAUAUUUGUAACAAAUAAUUUCUUUAUUGUGAAGUAGAACUGACCAUCACCCAUAUUUGAAUGUGAUCUGAUCGCCUUAGAAACAUAUUUUUGUUAUAAGGAUAUAUUGUUUCAUAUUGUCAAGAAGGUCAGAUGUCGCUAGUAGAAACUCAACCAGAAAUGUUUUCUGUAUUAAACUUAGCCAGAAAUGUUUGGGGAUUAAGAAACUCCAAACAGAAUUCACAUCUUUUGUACCUCUUCAUUUGAUGACCACAUUAAAAACAAGCCAAUUCUUUCAUGUAAAUAUUGUUUCGUAACUAUAAUGUGACUAUUUUCAUUAAGCUUUGAUGAGAUCAAAGUUUUUCUUAAUUUCUACUUUGUUUUCUUUUACAUAUAUUUCUGAGGUAAUCAAUCUAUACAGUGUAAAGCACUAGUCAAAUUCCUUGAAACUUUAUCUCAGUGUUGUGAUCAAUAUUUGUGUUAUAUUUAUAUUCUGGCUAAAACCUGAUAUACAUGCAGCAAUAUUACCACACUUUUUAAGCUGAUAUUUAAUUUUUUAAAAACUCACUCAAUGUUUCUUACCUUAUUGUUGCCACAUUAGUCAUUUUAAUGUUACAAGUAAAGCUUAUGUCAUUCCUCAGCUGCUUCCUUCUUUCAAUAUGAUUUUUAAGAGAUGAUUGUUGCUGCUCUUGGGAUUCCAAGAAUGGAACACUAUGUGUGGGCCUCUCUAUAAUUACUUUUUGUUGUACACAGUAAUAAUGAUAGAAUUUCUUGUUACUAAUUUUUUCAUGUUAUAUAAGAAUAUUUUGUUUCUGUUCAGUUUUGUGUGUGCUUUGUGUUCUUAGUUAACAUGGUGCACAUGUAUUUCCUUAGCCCUUAGUUAUUGAUUUAGUUGUUUUUUUUCAUACUGCAUAGGUCAUGGGUCAAUUAUGCUCAUGGAGACUAUUAAUGUUUCCUGCUUCUGUCUGCCAAAGCAAAUGUUUUAUCUCCCUUUGUUUAAGUCUUUGAAACAUGAAAGAAAAACCAAAGUUCUAACUAUGAGAAAGGGACUUAAAAAUGUUUCCCAGUCUUGUCUUGACAUCUGAUCAUUGUCAUUGUUUUUUUCAAUUCCUUCUUUUACUUCAAACUUUCAUGAUAGUCAAAAUAAACAAAUUUCAAUGAUUUAUUUUAACAAUUUUUCAUUAUCCUGAAGAGCUGAAAUUUUGCACAUAAAUUUAUAAUGUGUAACAAGUUUUAUGAAAGUUUUAGAAAGUUCAAUUUAUUAAUUAUUCAUUUUUCUUAAAUCAAUUUUUACUUUAUGUAGAUUAAGGUACGUAUAAAUUGGCCGCCAUUUAUUUAUGAGUUUUUAUCAAAUAUGUUAUAUCUAUGUUUGAUCUUUUGUAGUAUGGCAUAUUAGCUAAAUUGUUAGAGAAUCAUGCUAAUAUCCUGGGUUUGAUUCCCAUACUGGCCAAUUUUUUUAUUCUCCUUAGUUUUCAAUGACAGAAGAAAAUAUUAAUGUUUCAUUUAUUUUUUUAAACUAUUUAUAAAAAUAUUAUUUGGUUGUUUGUUCUUAAUUCUCAUUGGAAGAUGUCAGACAUUUUAAAUUGUAUUUUGUUUCUUGUCAUUACUGUCAUGCUGUACACAGCCUUUAAAAGCAUCUAUUUUAUUGUGUUGCCUUUUUGUUGUUAUUUUCUGGCCCUACACUUUGUGAAGCAAUAGAAGUGUUGAUGUUCACAAACUGAUUUGUUUAUUAACUCUAAUGGUAUGUUUAACUCUGAUGGUAUGUUUGGUGUUGUGAGUGCUGAGACCAUGGUCAGGAACAUUGAGACUAAGACUUACUCAUGUGGGAAAUGUUAGCUAGAUUAGAUUCCCACUUACUUGUUACAGCAAUUUAAAGUAAUAAUUACAGUUGGUACCUCAUUAACAAGAACAUAUUAUUUUUCAACUUUCUGGCCUAAACACCUGAAAACGUAGUGAUUUUAAUGUUCUUUUAUCACCUUUACCCUAAUUACACACCUUUUAUGGUGUUUUUUUAAUAUUCUUCUGCUGUAACACUAUUACAUUGAAUAACAUAAAUAAUAAAAAUAAAGUAAACUAUAGUGUAAUUAAUCAACAAGAGUUAAUUAGUACUUACUCGAUGGUCUGAUUCUAUUAAAAUUCAUCUGUUUAAUGCUGUGCAUAUUUUUGGAUGUGUGACAGUAUAAUAAUGUAUAUCUUUAAAAGUGUUUGUACAUAAAAACUUGAAUCAUUGUUCUCUAGGCAGCUAUUUUCUUGCUGUUUGAUCACCACAGUCUGGGUGAACAGAUAAUCUUAUAUUAUUUCAUGGCUUUGUGGCCUAUGUGUUAUUUCCACUUUGAAAUGCAAAUGAUUAAACUCUGUGGUUGAAUGGCAUCCAUCCUACUAAGUGCCAUCUUGUCGUCUGUCUUUAUAGCCUUGUUUUGGUGAAACCAACUUGUUAUGUUGAACUCUAGUUGACAUGCUUUUGUAUACGAAUGUAAAGGCCAUAUGUGUUUAGGGCUGAUAUUUUAAUUUGUGGAUUAUUACAUUGACUUAUGUAGUCGUAGUCAAAUACUUACUGUCAUUCAUUGUAUACAUUGCAUGGAUGGGUUUAAUUGUGUCCAAACUCUCCCCUCCCCCCUUUUGUAAAAGAAAAAAAAAUCCACAUUAAUUUUUGUUCUCAAUGCUUUAGAAAUAAAACAACAACUUUUUAUUAGGUUUAAUAGAACAAGUGGACAUACAAAGUAUGUAUUGAACCAGUACUGAACAUUUGAAUUACCAUUCUGUGUGUUUAGUAUUCAGAUAACUAUUUUAUAGUAAACAGUAACAGAAUUUUGUUAACAGUUAAGAACUAUAUAAUCCUUUGUAGGUAGCAUAUUUUUUCGACUCUACCGGCUUGUUUUGUUAUGCGGUGAAUGCCAUUGGCAGCCAUUGCAUUGAUUGCCAACGUGAAAGGUAGUGUAGUCUGGUUGCUUGUCAAUCACACCUGCAUUUUGAUAAGUAAGGAUCUAAAGUACAUCUAAUUAAUUACAUUGAAAAUGUCUGAGCACAAAGUUAUAUUAGUCACUGGGGGAACUGGCUUGGUUGGCAAAGGUAUUGAAGCUGCUAUUGAGCAGGAAGGGAAGAGACCCAAUGAAGAAUGGCACUUUGUGUCUUCGAAAGAUGCUGACCUCACAGAUCGCAAUGCCACUGAAGCACUAUUUGAAAGAAUCAAACCUACUCAUGUUAUUCAUUUGGCAGCCAUGGUUGGUGGUCUGUUCAGGAAUCUUAAAUAUAAUCUUGACUUUUUUAGAAUCAAUUCCAAAAUCAAUGACAAUGUACUGAGUAUCAGCCAUGAAUAUGAUGUUCAGAAAGUCGUCUCCUGUCUGUCCACUUGUAUUUUCCCAGACAAAACAACCUAUCCUAUAGAUGAGACUAUGGUACAUAAUGGUGCACCCCAUGACAGUAACUUUGGAUAUUCCUUUGCUAAAAGGAUGAUUGAUGUCCAAAACAAAGGUUACCAUGUGCAGCAUGGUCGCAAAUUUACAUCUGUUAUUCCAACCAAUGUAUAUGGACCACAUGACAACUUUAACCUGGAAGAUGGGCAUGUUUUACCGGGUCUUAUUCGUAAAGUUUAUGAGGCUAAAGAAAACAAUACACCUUUUGUAAUAUGGGGAACAGGCUCACCGCGUCGACAAUUUAUCUAUUCUUUGGACCUGGGCCGCCUUUUCUUGUGGGUAUUAAGAGAAUAUGAGGAAGUGUCACCAAUUAUUCUGUCAGUUGGAGAAGAGGAUGAGGUAUCCAUAAAAGAGGCAGCAGAUUUGGUGGUGGAGGCCAUGGAUUUUACUGGGGAAGUUAUUCAAGAUACCACUAAAUCAGAUGGUCAGUUUAAAAAAACAGCAAGCAAUGCCAAACUGAGAAGCUAUUUGCCUGAUUUCAAGUUUACUCCAAUACGUCAAGCUAUCAAAGAAACUUGUGAUUGGUAUGUUGCAAACAGAGAUGCUGCCCGCCAUUAACAGAUCAUGCUCCCCAUAGGUCCACACUGAAUCCAUAUUUGUGACACGCAUCUUUUGGGGUUUUGAUUUUUUUUUUUUU
Molecule: messenger RNA, 5077 nt
Organism: Biomphalaria glabrata
Lineage: Eukaryota; Metazoa; Mollusca; Gastropoda; Planorbidae
Product: GDP-L-fucose synthase-like
Exons: 5
Coding region: 4042-4998 (318 amino acids)
Biological process (GO): nucleotide-sugar biosynthetic process
Molecular function (GO): GDP-L-fucose synthase activity
Source: RefSeq, a predicted model, not a curated record